AAUGUCCUCCAACGGCGAAACAAAAACCCCGUGUGAAUUAUUUUCGGUGGACAUCUUUUCUGCUGGUUGAACGGCCUUACUCUUGUCGGGUUUAGGUAGAUCCAAGAAAACAAAACUCACUGUGCAAUCUUAUCGCUAGUUAAGUAAGAGCUAUCGACCACAUUUGAUCGAACAGAUAUGCCAGUUUGUCCUACAAAUCGUAGAGAGAUGAACGCGUUUUGCUUGUUCGCUAUUGCAAUAUCCCUCACGGGAAUAUCCGCGCAGAGUGGACCAACGAUCACUACACCUUCAGGGCAAAUUCAAGGUACCGUUGAAUCGUGCGGUUUGUUUUGCACGUACUACUCCUUCAAAGGCAUCCCUUAUGCGCAACCUCCUGUUGGAAAUCUUCGCUUUCGUAACCCGGUAUCUCACCCGGGAUGGAGUGGAGUUCGGGAUGCUGCCCAGCACGGUUCCUUCUGUCCUCAGUACGAACUGCUCACCUUGGAGGUUAUAGGUGAUGAGGAUUGUCUCUACCUGAAUGUGUAUUCUCCGGAGCUAAUUGGUCAACGUCCGGUGAUGGUCUGGAUGCAUGGUGGUGCCUAUAGUUCUGGAUCUGGAGACUCGGACGUUUACGACCCGCAGAAGUUAAUCCGGGAAGGUGUAGUAGUUGUAACCAUCAAUUACAGGCUUGGAGCAUUGGGCUUUCUUAGUACUAACGAUGAGCAUGCUCAAGGAAAUUGGGGCCUUAAAGACUGUAUUGAAGCGUUACGUUGGGUGCAACGGAAUAUCGCUGCAUAUGGUGGUGAUCCAGACAACGUUACUAUAUUUGGAAACUCAGCUGGAGGUUCAUUGGUACACUUUUUGUACCUUUCCGACAUGGCAAACGGACUGUUCCACAAAGCGAUAGCUCAAAGUGGAACCGCACUGGCACCAUUCGCCUUCCAAACCAAUCCAAAAUUUUACGCUGAUAGAUUUGCCAAUAUUUUCGGUUUGUCAAGCGACAGCGCAGUUUAUGUGGACCAGCUUAGAACUCUUCCAGCGAGUAGCUUUAUCCCAUUCCAAGAAGCGUUGCUAACGAUACCGGUUCCUCGAUUCAUGCGACCACUAGAUUUUGCACCUUCAACGGAACCAGCAAGCUCUCCUGAAUCAAGAGCGUUGACAACCGAUCCAAUGAGCCUGAUGCGAUCACGGCAGCAUACGGUUCCCUUUCUCAUGGGAUACAAUGAUCUUGAGGGCUCCUUUUUCACUACGGUUGAGUUCGCGGUAGAUCAAACUGUUUUCGAUCAGUUCAACAACAAUCCUGAUCUGUUCGUGCCGUUUUUCUGGAACAUCAAUACGGGAUCCCCCGCUUCUUCAGCAGUUAGCAGCGCAUUCCAACAACACUACUUCAAUAAUCAACAGUUGGGGCUUCCCCUAUUCUUCGAGUGGAGUAAAUAUUACGGGGAUCAUCUAUUCCUAUUUCCGGUACACUACACGGCUCAAGUUCACGCCCAGAGUUUGGCACCAGUUUACUACUACCAGUUCUCGUAUGAUGGAGAUUUAAAUUUAUUCAAGAAAUCACUGGGUAUAACACUUCCUGGUGCGAUUCAUGUCGAUGAGAUUCCAUAUCUUUUCGAGUUGGCGGAAGAAAUGGGAGCUGAGGUGCCACCGGGAAGUCACGCGAUCACCGUCAGCGAUCGAAUGGUACGAAUGUGGGCUAACUUUGCUAAGUACAGUGACCCGACGCCCAGCUCUGAUUCAUUAUUGCAGAACUUGGUUUGGCCAACGAUACAAGAAAGUUCCAAUGGUGUUGCAAUGAUGGAUAUCGGACAAAAUCUGAUGGUAACCGAUGCAUCGACUUCCGAAACCUUCGUGCUGUGGCAUCGUCUUCAAGAUCAAUACGCAACCAAUCCUUUUCUGUGACUUACAGUUGUUGGCAUAUAAAUGGCAAUGGAUCAUCAUUUACUAGGUUAACGGUAUUCUUGGUGGAAAUCUUAAGAAUAAAACGUUGAACUAU
Molecule: messenger RNA, 1975 nt
Organism: Aedes albopictus (Asian tiger mosquito)
Lineage: Eukaryota; Metazoa; Arthropoda; Insecta; Diptera; Culicidae
Product: carboxylesterase 5A
Exons: 2
Coding region: 178-1881 (567 amino acids)
Source: RefSeq, a predicted model, not a curated record